Caenorhabditis angaria is the source of this 2242-nucleotide messenger RNA. The record is from the annotation of a GenBank genome assembly. NCBI's taxonomy places the organism in Eukaryota, Metazoa, Nematoda, Chromadorea, Rhabditida, Rhabditidae.
AUGCCAUCAAAAUUGUUUGUCGGAAACCUCCCGGAAAAUGUAGAUUCCAAUAAAUUGAAACAAGUUUUUCAGCCAUUUUGUAAUGUAACCGAAUGUGAUAUUGUUAAAAAUUAUGCAUUUGUUGUGAGUUUCGCAAAUAAUCAUGUUGUUAAUAGAUUUUUAAGUUUGAAAAUAAGUACCUUUCCCCCAAGAAAAAUACUUAAUUGUGACAUGAAAAGAAAAUUUAACCAAAAUCCAGCAUAUCGAUGAAGACAACGUGGAUCCUAUUAUUGCAAGACUUUCUGGAUAUCAAAUAGACGGACAGACUGUUAUUAUCAAAAAGUUAGUUAUUCUGAAUGACAAAAUGGGAAGCUUUUCAACUUGCACUUUUAUUCGUCGCUUGAAAAAUCUAGAAAUGCUAUAUCAACUUUUCCAGUCACGUUUUUAAAAUAGAAAUUUCAGUGAAUUUUCAUUUUCAAAAUUGAGCAAAACAAGAAGUGCAAGUUGAAUUUCCCCCAAUUAGUUUUCCCUACUAAUCCACCCUCACAUAAAUUCAGAUCAAUCUCAAAACUUCGGCCAACUCCCGGAAUGCCAAAUCGAUGUUAUCGCUGUCAAUCAGACACUCAUCGAACACCUCAAUGUCCACAAGAUCCAAAUAAUUCGAAACCUGCAGAGUGAGAUCCGCGAGAUCACCUCAAAAAUGCAAUUUUGGUGUUUCAGAUCUUUCCAAACUAUAAAAAUUGAUCUGACUUCUGGUUUGAAGAGAAGUGCUGAACCAAUCAAAGAGAAUCCAGCAGCUAAAAGAAUGGCUAUUCAACAAGGUUCAACGGUCGAAGCUGAAAUUCCUCAACCACACGAUCCGGAUCUUCAACAAUUAUAUCAAGAAUAUCAAUUAUCUCGAACCCGAUUAAUAUAUUAUCGAGAUAGAUUGUUGAAGGAAAUGGAGGCUAAGAAUCCCGGUUCAACAUCUGGUUAUAUUCUAUCUACAAAUAUUUUGAUGCCAACAACUCCAGUUAUCACAUCAUCCAGUGCUUCACAGUACUGUUUUUCGUUUUUUCUUUUCAAAAUGAUAUUUCAGAGUUUUCUUUCUUCAUUUUCUCUAUUUCGUUUAUUCGUUCACAUUCAUUUUUCUCGAUUUCAAUUACAGAUUCAAAAAUUUUUAUAUACUUUUUCAUUUUAUUUUUGCGUCCGUCGUCGUUAUAAUGAUUUUGGCCGUCUCUAAAACUCAUAUUCGUCGUGAUUUGUCCUUCAAAACAUCCUCAUCUCCUCUCUCCCAACAUCUUUCUCAAGAUAUCAACAAUUUUUCCAGGGUAUCCGGUGCACCAGUUUCAUAUCAACCUUCUGCAAUUGUUCCGCCUGCAAAUGCUCCAUACGCCACAGCUACACCACAAGCGCCGGCUUCCAACUUAAGGGUGAGGAUUUUGAGAAGCUGGAAAAUUAAAUAACUUCUGAUUCUUUUAGGCACCUUAUGCAGCUCCUUCGGCACCUUAUGCAAUGGGACAAACGGUUCCACAAAUGGUGAGAUAUUUUUCUGAAGUCCUGAAAGUAGUUUUUGAAAAUAUGAAACGGCGAUUCAAAAAAAAAUAGAGAAAUUUUAAUUCUAAAUAAUUUUGAAACGUGAACUUUAAAAUGCAAGUUCAACAAUUAUUUCGAUUUUUAUCUGAAUUACAAAUUUGCAUAAAAUUUGAUUUCCAACGGAAAUUCCAAAAUAGGCACUGUGAUUUUCAAAAAUACCCACAAAAUUGGAUUUUCUUCAAAAGUCUUAUACCUGAAAUUUUCCAAAAAUCAUUUCAAAAUUUUGUCAUAAAUAUGAUGAAACCUAUAUUUGUCUUAUCUUAUCAAUCAAUCGCGCGCACGUGGCUUUAAAAUAUUUCGAUGAAAUGUUGUUUUUGCCAUCAAAAUCAAACCUUCAAUUUCAGGCACCCUAUGGGGGAAUGGUGGCACCACCAAUGGCAAAUGGCGGUGCGAUGACGUCACAACAAUACCUACAACAACAGCAACAAAUGCAUCCGAAUUCGCCGUUGAGAAGACCUGCGAUGGGCGGACCGCCACAACCGAAUCGUAAGUGGAAACAUUUUUGUUUUUUUUAUCAGAUGAGAUGAGGUUAUCAUUUGAGAAAAACGGAUUGUUGCGCUUUGCAAAUAUCGAUUUUUCUCAAUUUUCCCUGAUCUUAUCUGACUUGUUUUACCUCUAGAGAAAAAAAAAUCAAAAACCAUCGUUUUUUUCAGCCUCCGGUUCUCAAAUACAAAUAAAAUGGACAUAA